Molecule: messenger RNA, 2836 nt
Organism: Paramisgurnus dabryanus
Lineage: Eukaryota; Metazoa; Chordata; Actinopteri; Cypriniformes; Cobitidae
Gene: ankrd33ba
Product: ankyrin repeat domain 33ba
Molecular function (GO): protein binding
Source: RefSeq, a predicted model, not a curated record
AGAGAGACGCUCUAAUCGGAUUAUGGAAGCAGAUUUAUGCAGCGCACGCGUCUAUUCCUCUUAUCUUUUGGGUUUGUCCAGCGCUUCAACUCUCCAUGCUGUUUGUUGGGAGCGUGACGAGAAGUUUUCCAGGAAAGAUGUUGCGACAGUCGGGAUUGUUUUAAGUUACAAACAACUGCAAACAAUUAUUGCUGGGAGAUUUCACUUUCCACAUGAGUUUCUAAAGGGUGCUACAUGGCAAUCGCAAAUGGAGUUAUGAAGAAGUACAUUUUUAGAAUCAGUUUAUAGAAUUAUUAUUAAAACGGGAAGGUUAUAAUGUAGUUGAUGCACAAUGACGACGCAGACGCUUCACAGAUCUGAAACACAGUUUGGGAGUUAAACUUUGUUUUUAAACGAAGAGGAUUUGCUCAUGUGGUUUGAAUGACUUCAACAUGUCCAAAUGCAGCCAACGGUGAGGGGGGCUUUUAUCCGAAUGACUUGAGCAUUUCAUUUUACAGGGGUUAAAUGGUUUUGAUAACAGACAGCAGGGAUGGUGGCGGCUCAUCUCCAAGAAAAGUUAAACCGACAAAAUACACUGCAAGUAUCGGCAACUCCGCUCAAAUCUAUCCGACUAUCGUGGAGGAGCCACCUGAUCGAGGCAAUGAUGUUGAUGAUGAGUAUCUCGGAUCGUACGAGUCGGAUGUAUACGACGAGGAUGAAUUCGAAGAGUUGGAGGAUUUCUCGGAGCUGCCGGACACCAGGAGCAUCGCCUCAGAUGAUUCGUUUUAUCCACCGGACUUUGCCGAUUCUAAACGAACGCCGUCACCGGAGAGUCCGCCGACGCUGCCGCUUUUCCAGGCGUGCUGCAGCAACAAUGCGCUUACAGUCAAAUUUAAGAUUAGACAAGGAGUUACAGAAGAGGAGGUUCAGGAGACGGACAAAAACAAGAGAACUGGACUAAUAGUGGCGUGUUACCAAGGCUAUGUGGACGUAGUGAUCGCUCUUUCCCAGUGUCCUUACGUGGAUGUGAACUGGCAGGACAACGAAGGCAAUACAGCCCUGAUCAUCGCUGCUCAGGCAGGUUACAUCACAAUCUGUAACUACCUACUCAACUACUUUCCCGGGCUUGAUAUUGAGAAAAGGAACUGCCAUGGGUUCACCGCUCUGAUGAAAGCUGCUAUGCAGGGUCGGGUGGAAUGUGUCAGAGCCCUGAUGUUGGCAGGAGCUGAUGUGGAGGCCAGAGACAGCGGAAGGAAGUUCACCGCACGCGAAUGGGCCAUCUUCACAAGCCGAUACGAGACAGCCUUUGUUAUAGGCCGGCUGAUGCAACAACCGUGUCCCGAGCAGUUCUCUGACGCUUAUCGACCCGAGUGGCCGCUUCUUCCUGCGCUGGUGGCCAAAGCUCAGGCCCCCAAAGGCUGCAUUCAGAAGAUAUCAGAGACACUCCAUAACUUCUUUGACAUCAGUAACGUCACCGAAGCUUCAGAAGACGGGGUUCUGGAUCACAUGGUGCGCAUGACGACAGCGCUGGGAAGUCCGUUCAUCGCCAUCGCAUCUCGAACCGUGUGUCCCAGCAGCCCGCCUUGUGUGGGUAAACGCCGCUACGCCGUUCAGGAGAUCCUGAAAAAGCAACGAGCCGAGCAGCUUAAAGUACAGGGGCCAGAGCGCCUGGAGAACUACAAACGUCUUUUCCAGAACUCACGGGUCAUGCUGGUACCCAAACUCAAAGAUCGCCGUGCUAGUUUGCAGCCCCAGGCCCUUACGGAAACAUCCGCAUCUUCCGAUUCCCUCCGAAGAGGGAGUCUGCUCCCCCUACACCUCCUCAGAAGAAGCAGCGUGAGACCAGGUGUGAUGGUCCCCAAGGUUAGAAUUACCAAGGCACCUACGCCAACCUACGUGCCGGAGAAAGUGCGACGGAAGAGCAGCAGUAUAAACGGACAGUUCCUUGAGAUCCCUAAGUGGAGAUAUAAGGAAUUAAAAGAAGAGCGGAAGAAAGCAGAGGAAGCGGAGAGGAAACGACUGGAAGCUGCAACAAGGCGACAGCUAUCUACUGGCAAAAGGAAAUCACUGUGACCCUUAGUGUGUGCAGACACUGCUUAUCAUACUUGAAAUGCAAUUUUGGUCAUGUAUACUAAUAUAUUUUUAUAUUUAUUGUUUUUUUUAAAGAUUGUCUUUUUGUAAUGCUGAAUGUUUCGUGCUCAAAAGAUGAUACUAAUGGUUGUUUACAGCGAUGCCAUAAAAUAACCAUUUAGUCAUCAUUUUUUUCUCACUACGGUCUGUGUGAAACAGAAAAGUUUUUCUUUAUGGGACCAUACAGGCAAAAAUGGUUCUUCUAUGGCAUCGUGUAGCAAGAGUGUAAGGGACCAGUUUCAACAAGCAAGCCAACCACAAAGUCCCAGGUCAGCUAAAACAGGCACACUACUUUAAUACAACACUGUGUUUACAUUCUUUUAAAUAAUGGAUGAAUAUUCCAACAACUCUUUACUACAACCUAUGGAGGGAUAUUGAAACAGUAGCAUCAUGAAUGUAUUGAACAAACAAAUGUACCUCUUGAAACUUCAUUUUUUAAAACUUUUUACAAACAUUGGUUGGAUGUUUUGGGAAAAGCAAAACUUGUAUAUACAAAUAUUUGCACAUGUUCCAGAGGUAGUCAUUUCAAGGCCUAAUAGGAGAACAAAUAAUACUAAUUCAGCCUCCUUAAAAACUGAUAUAUAUUAGUAAAGUCCAUAACUUUAAGUAAACUCUAAAGGGACCAGUAAAUUAACCAUUAAAUGACUGAUUGCCAUGUACCUCUGCUGUUUGUUUCCAGUCGUCAUUCCUACUUGACCAUUGUAUCCACACUCUAAGAAUUUUUUUU